Messenger RNA from Racocetra persica, 158 nucleotides. The record is from the annotation of a GenBank genome assembly. NCBI's taxonomy places the organism in Eukaryota, Fungi, Glomeromycota, Glomeromycetes, Diversisporales, Gigasporaceae.
AUCAAGCUGCUGUUGCUAUAACUCGUUUAGCUAACUUUCUUGCUAGAGGAAGAAAAAAAAAAUCUCUUAUUAAGAUUAAACUAUUUAGAGAAGAUGGUAUUAAAGAUCCUGUUGAUUGGAUUAAUGAAUUUGAACAAACUACUACUGCUAAUAACUAA